Molecule: messenger RNA, 525 nt
Organism: Ilex paraguariensis (yerba mate)
Lineage: Eukaryota; Viridiplantae; Streptophyta; Magnoliopsida; Aquifoliales; Aquifoliaceae
Source: the annotation of a GenBank genome assembly
AUGUUUUUGUUUUCAAAUUUGAGUGGGUUUUCUCCAGAAUCGAUACGAUUGAUUGAUGAACUGGUUGAUCAGGUAACAAGGGAUGGAAGAGCAUGUGCUAUGAUUACUACCAACCAGGAGUAUGUAAGCAAGCUGCUGACAUUUUCUAUCCCAACCAUAGCAGUUAUCAGAGGUCAUGCAGUAGGAGCUGGCUGUAUAUUUGCACUGGCUCAUGUCUACAGGCUAAUGAUCUCAAGCCGUGGUUACAUAUUCAUGAACGAGAUUGACUUGGGACUGCCACUGACGCCAGGAAUCAUGGCUGUUCUUCGUUCGAAGUUACACCCAUCCUCCUUUCAGGAAGCAAUACUCACAGGAAAACGAUACAAUGGGAAAGAAGCAGCCGCUGCUGGGAUAGUCCAUGUGGCAGCCAUGGAAUAUGAAACAAAGAAUUGGAAAAGAGAGGUGUUUCAUGCGCUGAAAAUGGAGAUGUUCAAAACCACAGUGAGAGAGCUUGAAAAUGGAGGAGUAGGGUUUGCAAGGAUGUGA